This is a messenger RNA of Phoenix dactylifera (date palm), 1412 nucleotides long. RefSeq lists its product as uncharacterized. NCBI's taxonomy places the organism in Eukaryota, Viridiplantae, Streptophyta, Magnoliopsida, Arecales, Arecaceae. The record is from RefSeq and is a predicted model, not a curated record.
CUUAGGUUAAGUAAAUUCAACCCAAGAAAAAAAGAAAUGUAGGUAAAAAUUAGGAUUCUUGUGGGAAUGCUUCUCUUGUAUCAGAUGGUCAGAAACAUUGUCCUACUCGUGGAAAAAAAAAAAUUUGACCAUUCUUCCCUCUCCCCAGGGAGCGGGGAGGGGGAGCGCCCCUCUCCCUCUCCCGCUCCCCAGGGAAGAGGAGAGGGAGCGCCCGUUCUCCCUUUCCCCAGGGAAGAGGGACGGAAGAGUGGAUAUACACUGCUAUAUAUCUCCUGAUCGCCAUUUUCCUCAGGCGUACGCAAGCUUUGGAGAUGGCUCAAGUUCAACAAACUUCUUAGGCAGCAGGUUGGCAACGCACCAUUGAUAUUGGUGAGGGAGGUCGGCAUGGCCCAGAGGAAAGAAAAAUCCAAUCUUCGAGGAGAAUCUGCUAAAGAAACCCUUAGCAAGCGUGAAGCAAGCAGUCCUGGCAGCAGAAUUCUCAGAGAAUCUGCUAAAGAAACCCCUAGCAAGCGUGAAGCAAGCAGUGCUGGCGGCAAAAUUCUCAGAGAAUCUGCUAAAGAAACCCCUAGCAAGCGUGAAGCAAGCCAUUCGCAUGUUCCUGAAGUGGAACCUGUAGCACAUAAGGUGCCCAAAUUAGGUGCAGAAUCCAUUCACAAAGGUGGAAGCUCGACUGCGACAGGGGAACUUCAUGUUGUCGACGAGUCGGAUGGAACUCGAUGGACAAUUCAAGACGGGACAGUAAUCGAUCUGCUCAAAAGGUACAUGUCUUCCCCUGAUCAGAAGACGAAGGAUGAAAUAGUAGAACGUCUCGAGUCAUAUGUUGCUUCGCUGACUGAAAACAGUAGGACAUCCCAAGAAUCCAAAAAUAGUUCAAACAGGCGUUCAAGCCAUCAGCCUCUCAUGCCAAAGGCUGCGGAUUUGGCGAAGAUUGCUGAGAACCUCCAGAAGUUGAAACUCGACGAAAAUCCUCAGGUUUUAAUGUCAAGCACCAAGAUUCAGGCCAGCCAAUCGGAUAAGCAAUUCCAAGACCCAAAGAAAGGUGGCACAAAAGGUGAUUUAGAAGGGAAUCGCAUGGACGUGGACAAGAAGUCGAGCCAUCAGCCAUCCAUUCCAGGUUCUAGCCGUUUGCCACGAGACAAUAAAUGAUUGAAUGAAUAAAUCUUUUGAUAACCUUGAGACUUUACGGCCAGCUAAUGAUGGCAUGUUUCAUGGAACUGGUAGUGUUAGGUGUUCCUGGGGGAGCAGGAGAUAAUCCUCUGCUUCUUUGUUGGUGAUAGCCUCUGUUUGCCCUUCCAAAGAGGUUCUAUGUAGAUUAUUCUUUGUUUUUUCUAAUAAAUUCGGGUGGUUCUAUCGAUCUCUUGUAAUAAUCAACAAUAGUAUGUCUAACUUUAAACUAUAAGAUUUGGGUAGUU